ACUUUAUCUUCUUAAAUCUUCUCCUUCUAUCUAGCUUGGGCGCCAGUUCCUGUAAUGGCUUUCGCGGGUUCACUAUCUCUGCAACUUUCAUCUUCCUUUAAUGGAGAAACCUUAUCUUCACCAUCUCUAUCUUCUGGAAGAAAAUUUCAAGAAAAAAGACUGUUAAUAGUAUCUAAGAGACUUUCAGGCCUGGAUGAAGCUAUGAGAAUUCGGAGAGAACGUGAGCUUGAAACUGAAACGAAAUUCCGUCGGAUUCAACCAUUGAAGCGUGGGAAGGUAUCACAGCGUCUUCCUGUGCCGGAUCAUAUAUCAAAGCCUCCUUAUGUUGGUUCUGCUUUGUUACCAGAACUUUCUAAGGAACAUCAAAUUCAUGAUGUUGAAGGUGUUGUUCGUAUGAGAGCUGCUUGUGAACUUGCUGCUAGGGUUUUGGAUUAUGCGGGAACUUUGGUUAGGCCAUCAGUAACAACAAAUGAAAUUGAUAAAGCUGUGCACCAAAUGAUUAUUGAUGCUGGUGCUUAUCCUUCACCUCUUGGCUAUGGAGGCUUCCCAAAAAGUGUAUGCACAUCGGUCAAUGAGUGUAUGUGCCAUGGAAUACCCGAUUCUCGCCAAUUGCAGGAUGGUGAUAUAAUAAACAUUGAUGUGACAGUGUAUUUAAAUGGUUAUCAUGGGGACACAUCUAAAACUUUUCUUUGUGGAAAUGUUAGUGAACGUUUGAAGCGAUUAGUAAAGGUGACAGAAGAGAGCAUGUUGAAAGGAAUUGCUGUUUGCAAAGAUGGUGCCAUGUUUAGAAAAAUUGGAAAAAGAAUUAGUGAACAUGCCGAGAAGUUUGGCUUUGGUGUGGUAGAGCGAUUCGUUGGGCAUGGUAUUGGGACCAUAUUUCACUCCGAACCAAUUAUAUGCCAUAAUCGAAACGAAGAACCUGGUUUCAUGGUGGAAGGUCAAACAUUUACAAUCGAACCAAUACUUACACUGGGUUCAAUUAAUUGCACAACUUGGGAAGACAACUGGACGACUUUGACAGUUGAUGGCAGCUCAGCUGCACAGUUUGAGCAUACCAUUUUGAUUACUCGAACAGGCGCCGAAAUUUUAACCAAAUGUUAGAUGAAAUGGUUAAAGAGUUGAAUUGAAAUAACCAUCCCAAAUUUGCAUGCUUGGAGAACAGAAAAUGGAAAUUGUAAAGUGAGCGUUUGAAUGAUUAGUUAAAGGAAGAAUUAAGGCGAAAGGAUUGAAGGUUACCGUAGAAUAAUAGUCACGAAGGUUAAAGAAGUGGAAGUUGUAUUAUUCAUUCCGGGUUUUAGGAUUGUUAAGGUAAAUGUAAUAAAAAAGAAAAGAUUUAACGGGUCUUGGUAAACAAUACGUGCAUCCUUUCGUGUGUUGUACUAUUUGACUUCAAAUGUCCUAUAAUGUUUUGUUUACGAAA
Impatiens glandulifera is the source of this 1420-nucleotide messenger RNA. Its product is annotated as methionine aminopeptidase 1B, chloroplastic-like. Bases 55 to 1101 code for a protein of 348 amino acids. Gene Ontology annotation, biological process: proteolysis. The record is from RefSeq and is a predicted model, not a curated record. NCBI's taxonomy places the organism in Eukaryota, Viridiplantae, Streptophyta, Magnoliopsida, Ericales, Balsaminaceae. The transcript is spliced from 10 exons. Gene Ontology annotation, molecular function: metalloaminopeptidase activity.